Molecule: messenger RNA, 1105 nt
Organism: Uranotaenia lowii
Lineage: Eukaryota; Metazoa; Arthropoda; Insecta; Diptera; Culicidae
Product: cAMP-dependent protein kinase catalytic subunit beta-like
Exons: 1
Coding region: 45-1094 (349 amino acids)
Biological process (GO): peptidyl-serine phosphorylation
Cellular component (GO): nucleus; cAMP-dependent protein kinase complex
Molecular function (GO): ATP binding; cAMP-dependent protein kinase activity
Source: RefSeq, a predicted model, not a curated record
CUGCGAAGAUUGCUACUGUUUUGCCUCGGUAAAGUAAAACAAAAAUGACAAGUUCAGGCUUGUUCUCGAGUGGCAGCGACUACAAACAGAUUCUGAAUAGAUUGAAAACUGAAUUCGAGAAACGUUAUAAUGCAUCCAAAGAGACCACUCUUUCAUCACUGAACAAUUACGAUAUACUGAAAAUAAUUGGAACAGGCGCUUUCGGUGUUGUAAAAUUGAUCCGCAAGAAAAAUUCCGAUCAAUACUACGCGAUGAAAAUUUUAUCUAAGGCCCAAAUCGUACAGCAUAAGCAGAUACAACACACGAUCAACGAGAAAAGGAUCCUUCAGAGCGUGAAUUUCCCAUUUCUUGUUCAUUUGGAGACCUGUGCCAAGGAUAAUUCGUUCGUUUAUCUGGUGAUGCCGUUCAUUAACGGAGGUGAAAUGUAUUCGUUAUUACGAUCCAAUAAGCGGUUUAGUGAGGAUCAAUCAAAAUUUUAUGCAGCACAAAUAGCGCUUGCACUCGAAUACUUGCAUUAUUUAAAUUUGGUGUACCGAGAUUUGAAGCCCGAAAAUGUUCUGAUUGAUCAUAAAGGGUACGUUAAGAUAGCGGACUUUGGAUUUUGCAAGAUGAUUCGAGAUCGGACGUGGACGCUCUGUGGCACUCCCGAAUAUUUGGCACCGGAACUGCUCCAAUCUAAAGGAUACGGCAAGAGCAUCGACUGGUGGACAUACGGUGUUGUCGUGUACGAAAUGGUUGCCGGAUAUACCCCUUUUUAUUCCGUGGAUCAAAUGAAAAUGUUUGAGAAAAUAUGUAAAGGAAAAUUUCGAUUUCCAGCCGAUUUCAGUGCCGAUCUUAGAGAUUUGGUGAAAAACAUCCUUCAGGUAGAUUUGUCCCGAAGGUUUGGAAAUUUGAAGGAUGGAACAAGCGAUAUUAAAGGUCACCCGUGGUUCAAAGGAACGAACUGGAUCGCCAUGCUGAAUGGGGAAGUAACGGCUCCAUUUCUACCGAAAAUCAGCGGUCAAGGAGAUACAUCUCGUUUUGAUUAUUACGAAGAAAGGAAUUUGAAAGUUGCAUCCAAAUGCCAAUUUGUGAAGGAAUUUGCCGAUUUCUAGAAUACGCUUAA